GUCUUUUCAUUUAUUCAUUAAAGACCAGAUUCAUCCAUACAGGCAAUGUUUAAACAACAUUUUUAAUAUUAUUAAAAUGUUAGUUUAGCACUCCACGUGCAUUAGAAGUCUUAAGAAAUAAUUAAUAAAAGGGAUUAAUUUUUCACUGUAAGAAAGAAUUAUUCUUCAGGGUUUACAAAAAUACAUUUUUUAUAAUUUUAUUUCAUGCCUACUAUCCUCACGUCUGAAAAAAAACAGUCUAGGCAUGUUCUCAUUAUUACUUACAAAUCGGGUAGUUUUAACAAGUACUGUCAAUUAUAAACACUGACUUAAGCAUUCCAUGAUUUGUAAUAAAUGAAAAAUGAGCAGUAGUAAGUAUUUCAUUAGAAAAAUUGCACAUCUUCUGAAAUAAAUUGUAAAGAUUUUUGUUUGAAAUCCUAGUAACAUUUAAACACGACUCAUGAGAAAUUAGUUUAACACAACAGCUUGUUUCAUUUAUUGAAACUGAAUUCUUUUUUUAAAAAAGUGAUGUUAAAUAGUUUUUAACAUUUUGCUAAGGAUUGGAAUAUUAACUUGUAGAAAAGUUUUGAGUAGCAUGUUUCAUUAUGGAUCAUUUACUUGCUACAGGACUAAUUAAUUUUAGUAAGUCACUUGAAUCAAUUUUUCCCCUAGUUGUGAACAAUGUUCAGCAUAUGUUUUUCUGUAAAUUACAAAAUUUCAGUGUAGUGAUAAAGGAUAAGUUCAAGAGGGUGUUCUUUGUAACAAAGUUCUCAGCUUACAAGUGAAAUUAAUAGGAUUCAAAAAGGUUCAUUUUCUGCAAAUUGCAUUUCGCAUACAGGUAUAGAACAUUCAAACUAUUAUAACUUUGUAGUUGCAACUAAAAUUUUACCUAUGAGAAGUUGAAACACUAGGGAAAAUGAUUAGGGAAUUUCAUUUCAAUAAGGUCCAUUACAAUGCACCAAAGGUCAUAUUUAUAUUUCCCAUGUAGUAAAGUUAAUAUUUAUUGUCAUUUUAGAACACAAUUCCCAAUCAAAUACUUUCUUCUCCAAGAAUUAACAUUCAAUCAUUAUACCAGUCCAAGAAAAGUAAUGAAAAGGACAUAACAAGUAAAAAGAAUAAUAUAUACACCCGUAGACCUGCAUUUCUUUGUAUUGCCUGACGAAUCUGGUCGUUAGCAUCCUUCACAUUCUCCGUUGCUCCAACAACAGUUGUCACUAUUCGAUCAAUGUCUUUAUCUUGCUGGAGAACUUUCUCGGUAAAAAUUUCUUGCAGUUCUGCAAUUCGUACAACUUUGCUUUCAAUUUGACGAACUUCUUCUGUCAAAUUAUUUAGUUCGAUGUAUAACUGAGCAUUUUCUAAUUCAAACAUCUGCAAUUCCUCUGCAGUUAACUGAUCAUCUUCUGAAAUCAAAGACUGAUCAUAAGCAGGAACACUACUUUUAUUCUUAGUACUAGAGUCCUUAUCAAAUUCUACUGUAGUUUCAAUAAUUUCUGAUCCAAGCGAAGGCUCUUUACGAUUUUUUAAUCUCCCAGUAUCAUUAGAAUAUGAUUUUAGUGGAUCUAUAUCACCAAGUUUUGAUAUUUUCUGAAUUUCCAGUGACCUUUUGACACGAAUUGCUCUUUGUUCUGAAUAAAUUUUACAGACUGAUUUCAAAUAACACUCAACAAGAUCCAGAACAGCCUGUCGGUGUUCUAAUAGCUGAGGAGAUCCAUCAAUAUUCACAGAUUCCCUUUUAAAAUUCUGAAUUAAAUGGGAGCAGGUAUUCAUAAUGCGUUGAGCACCAGAAUCUAUUUUAUCCCGUUCCAAAUCAGUCAUUUGAGGGGUGUCAGGCAAAUGACUAGCAAAAUUCAAGUAGGCUUUUCUAUGUUCCAACAAAAAAUCGCGUAAUCGAGUUAUUUGGGCCACUACUUCUUUGGCCCUUAUGGUGAAAUCAUUCUUUUGAGGUCUUUGGGGGAAAAUUCUGCUUCUGUCUGAAUCACCAACAAGACCAAACGCUUUAUUUCGCGUCCGUAUAGUUUUCACGCAAGCUUUAAAUAAUGAUGUAAUGUCCAUUUUGCCAGUUUUGUAUCGACAAUCGCUUUAGACCUGAAAUACGAGCAGAUUUCUUUUACAAAGUAAUAACAGAAUCGCCUCCUGAAAAUAAAAUUUUAUUCUUCAUGAAGCUUUGUCUCUUCUUGAUAUCCUUCUAUGAUGAACUACUCCAAGCAGUGAUAGAAUUUAAUAAGCAGUACAUAUUACUUGGUCGUAAACUCACUUCCCUUAAUUUUCUCACUGACUACGGAAAUGCACACCUUUCUUCAGUUUUUCACUCAAAUUAAACUUUUCUUUUACAGUGAAUUGUAAUCUAAGAGAAACACUCUUAUAGGAACGAUGCUUUGACAGAUGUUCUGUGUUAACCACUUUGCUUGCUGCCUUCUUGUCAAGUUUGCAGACCCGCUACCUCCCAGCAACCCCCGCGGGUCGAGUUGCAAUUUCGAAGCAGGUCUGCCAAUACUAGAGGACGUUUUCCGAUUGAUACCAUCUAAGAGGAUUUUAUCUAUAAUUACAAUGACGGCAUGUUGUUUUUCUUCGAGUUCAGUAAUUUAUGUUAACUACCAUUAUCUUGAAAUUGAUGAACUUUACAUUUUUGUUUCAUUCCCAGUACAACACCUUUGAGCGUAAAUUAUAACCAUGAAUAAAUUACAAAAUUCAGAAAUUCAUAUUCGUUUCAUACUCCAAAACGUGUUGCAAUCUCUAUAUGUAAAUGUGUCAUUAUCAUAAUUGGCAAUAGGUGACAAUCAACUGUUUUAGACGGUAAGAAGGGCAAUCACGAAUGAAACGUAGCUACGUCAUCGUUAAAAGUGGUGUAUGAAUCCCACAGCAGUCGUCUAUACUUGCUGUAGGCCCCGCCCACCUCUCCCACGUCGGUGGUCCGUGUCAAAGUUGGACUGCAGGCAGGGCUCGAGCUGAGCCACAGCACAGAGUAGCGCAGAUCUGGCAAGGGGAACAGCUAGAGGCGAAGAACGUUGUCAAAGCCGAAUAAUUGCUGAGUGUUAUGAAUUGUCUUGAGUGAAAUUCAGAGGAAGUUGAAGUAUUAAUUUAGGAGGAAAACAUGGGCCUCAAGAAAUUCCAAGUUGUUUUUGAUAAUCCCUGGAACACAUACUAUAGCGGUCAGCCAGUAUCAGGUAGAAUAAUCAUUGCAGUUGACACACAAAAGAAAAUUCGCGGACUGGUUGUGCAUUUUAAAGGUGAAGCCUCUGUGAAAUGGGAUGUAACAGAAACGAAGAAAAAUGAAGCUGGCAGUGCAGUUCAAGAGACCACAGUAUUUACUGGACAUGAGCAAUAUUUUGAGAACAAAUUUAAUGUUCUGGGGGGAGGUGGAAAUGAAGUAUUUAUUGAGCCAGGUGAACACAGUUAUCCUUUUAUGACUUACCUUCCACCUAAUCUUCCAUCAUCUUUUGAGGGUGAGUUUGGUCAUGUUCGCUACACUGUAAAGGCUACUCUUGAUCGCCCAUGGAAAUUUGAUCAAGAUGUUAAAGCAGCAUUUACGGUGAUAUCGCCUUUGGAUUUAAAUGUUCAUGAGACUGCAAAGAAUCCAGUUAAAUUGGAAAAGGAAAAGUACUUCUGUUGUUGUUGUUGUAAAUCAGGACCUCUGACUCUUGUUCUGUCUCUACCUGUUGGGGGCUAUGUCCCUGGGCAGGCAAUUCCUGUAACUGUUGAAUUAGAUAAUAACAGUGGCACAAAUGUAGCUAACGUAAUAUGUACACUGCGAAAGAUAGUUUCUUUCAAAGCCACUUCUCCGUCCAACACUGUCAAAAAGGAUAAAAUAACGAUUGUUGAUCACAAAUUUGGUGGAGUGACAGGAAAUUCUUCUAAGACGUGGACUGAACAGAUUGUCAUUCCACCUUUACCUCCAUCAAACUUAAUGAAUUGCAAUAUUAUUGAUUUGUCCUAUGACAUGAAAGUUGAAGCAAAACUACCUGGCAUUUACCCUAAUGCUGAACUGAAGACACCAAUUAUAUUAGGUACUAUACCUCUCAUCAAUUAUCAACCACCUCCUCCUAUUGCAAAAGAGGGAGAAGGACAAUUAAAUCCUGGAGGAAGUGAAGGUGUUGAACCUGCUGGUCCAACUGGAGUUGUAUCUGGUGGUGGAUGGAACUCUGUACCCCAGCAAGAUCCAAAUGCACCUGCAGCACCCCAGUGGGGACAAUCACCUGGAGCUCCUCAGGACCCCAGUGCUCCAACGCCUGCGUAUCCCCAACAGCCACAGUGGGGUCCUCCUUCAGUGGCUCCUGUUGCACCACCAGAUGGAUCUUCUCAGCCUGGGCCAAACCCUCCCUCUGCUGGGUACCCUCAGCAGCCCCAGUGGGCACCUCCAACUGGUCCUUAUCAACCACCACAGGGAGGACCUCCAUCUCAGGAUGGAGUUCCUGAUGGAGGAACACUCUAUCCUACCUUGCCUCCACCUGCAUUUGCUGAAAGUGCUUUUGGGCCCAAGAAUAUUCAAGAUUCAACUGAUAAUCAGCAUACUCAUGGAAAUAUGCAAUUUGCUCCAAGAUAUCCUGUGUACAACUACAAUACAAAUCCACAGCAGCCUUCACAACCACAUUGUAACAGUAAACCAAUAUCCAGUCAUUUUCAUUGCAAAAACCAAAAACCUCUCCAAUUGUUUGACACAAUACAUUUUUCAGAAAAAAAUAAUGUUUAUUACUUGUUACUGAAAGCAGGUCUUAGGUUUUCUUCGGCUGAAACUGGAACUUGCAGAUCUAUUUUUUUUUUUUCAUUGUAUCUUAUUAUUGUUGUAAUGGCAGACGGCCGAAGUGGUUCUGAAUAUCCUGAUACUUUGCAAGGUUUUGGAUAUGGUUUCAAUAAAGAUGGAAAAUUGCGGAAAUUACAUCCCGACACUAAUGAACUUGGAGAAGAAGGAUUUGAAUUUAAUGUGGCUAAUGAUCAAGAGAAGAAUCAGAGACACUAUGAGGCUCUGGGAGAAGUUAUAACAAAAUAUGUGUAUGAGCUUCUUGAAACAGAAGGCCAGCUUCUUCGAUUAGAAGUACCGGUGUCUGAUGAUAAAGUGAAAAGUAGUGAUGGUGACAAGAAUAUCAAAAGUUUUAUAUUUGUGUCAAAGGAUGCAUUGUCAAAUCCAGAUCGUUUGCUUAUUCUCAUUCAUGGUAGUGGAGUUGUACGAGCAGGGCAGUGGGCUAGGAGCCUUAUUAUUAAUGACAGCCUGAAAACUGGGUCACAACUUCCAUAUAUUCAUCGUGCACGGGAACUUGGUUAUGGUAUUAUGGUUCUGAAUACAAAUGAUAACUCACGAACCAUUGAGGGCAGACAUUAUAAAAUUAAGAACAGUGAAGAUCCUCACAAACAUGCUCAGUAUGUAUGGGAACAUUACAUAAAGAAAGCAAAAGCUCGCCAUUUGGCAGUUGUUGCUCACAGUUAUGGGGGCAGUGUUGUUAUGGAGCUGAUCAAACAAUUCUUCGAUGAGUUUCGAAAGAGAGUUGUUGCUGUUGCUUUUACUGACUCUACUCAUUUCAUGAGUCGCCCAAAUCCCAAGAUGAUGUACUAUUUGCAGAAGGUGGCCCGCAACUGGGUGUCUAGCUCAGCACCCCUUGAUACGGCCGAGGAAACCUCGUCCAAAGAUGUGCCUCGAGUGUCUGCAGGCUCUCCGAAGCACGAGAUGACGUCGGCGGCGGCCUUGGAGUCCGUGUUCGACUUCGUGGAACAGCACUUCAAUCGCAAUCAUUACAUUUUUGCUGAAGUUAUUCUUGUUAAAUGUGUAUGCAAUUUGGAACUUUUUAGAAUUGAUGAAUAA
Messenger RNA from Gryllus bimaculatus (two-spotted cricket), 5770 nucleotides. NCBI's taxonomy places the organism in Eukaryota, Metazoa, Arthropoda, Insecta, Orthoptera, Gryllidae. The record is from the annotation of a GenBank genome assembly.